CACUCUUAAAAAAAUGAUAUCUGAUAUAAUGAAAUUACAACCCCUCUCAAGUACCAAGGUCUGAUCAGUUUGACUAGAAGAGAAACUAGAGCUGCUAGAAUCAGUUCAUCAGAUUUUGCAUUUCCUACGAACAGCUGUUACCUGUAUUUUUUGAACUUGAAUAACUACAGAGAUCCAACAUUAAAAAGAUCAAACCAAUCACUUUUAGUUCCCCGAGAAAAAUUAGUAAAAUUCACGUGCCUAAUCACAUGACCCUUCUGAAAAUAAAUCACUGUUUACCGAAUCGGCAGGUCAGAGUUGCAUCAUGCAACAGUCAAAGUAGAGCACAUGAUCUCACUUGAAGCGCAGAUCCCAAAUUAAAUUUUUUACAAGUUUAUAAGUAGUAGCAAGUUUGGGGAGUAACCCAAAAUCAAACAAUCCUGUCUCAAUCAUUUUCACUCAUUAGGCAACAAAAACUCUUAAACAGUUAGCAGCACAGCCAUGAAUGCACACACUCUGGCGCUUACAGUUCUUACUCUUCUACUUUCAGUACUUCUAUCGACUUCGGUUGAUAAAGCUCAAGCAGAAGCUCGAUCCAUUCCGCAGGCUCAUUCUUCAUCAGUGCCGACCAAGGGUUCAUCUUCGCAAGCUCUUGGAGAUUUGCAAGCUAACAAGAAAAUUCCCCAGAAGCAGGUCGACACAAGCGUUCGAAGAAUACCUCCAAGCACUUCAAAUCCUAUACAGAACAAGUCCAGCCCUCCAUUAGAAGGAGAAAGAAGUAGAAGAAAUCGGAUACCAAGAUCUCUCAGACAUUAA
Durio zibethinus is the source of this 795-nucleotide messenger RNA. The record is from RefSeq and is a predicted model, not a curated record. Lineage: Eukaryota; Viridiplantae; Streptophyta; Magnoliopsida; Malvales; Malvaceae.